Pungitius pungitius (ninespine stickleback) is the source of this 2745-nucleotide messenger RNA. RefSeq names its product apoptosis inducing factor mitochondrion associated 1 (gene aifm1). Gene Ontology annotation, biological process: mitochondrial respiratory chain complex assembly; apoptotic process. The record is from RefSeq and is a predicted model, not a curated record. Gene Ontology annotation, cellular component: cytoplasm; mitochondrion. The coding region runs from base 231 to 2393 and encodes 720 amino acids. Lineage: Eukaryota; Metazoa; Chordata; Actinopteri; Perciformes; Gasterosteidae. The transcript is spliced from 21 exons. Gene Ontology annotation, molecular function: NAD(P)H oxidase H2O2-forming activity; FAD binding; protein dimerization activity.
UGGUUUUCUGGGGAGUGACUAAUCAUACACGCCCAAAGAGUCUCUACGAUUACCCAUGACCCUCUAGAAACGUAUGACCUGUCUCCCGUGUCUGGCCUUGGCUCGUAACGCGGUGCUGCUGUUUGUCAGUGACUGCCGCCUUUAGGACUUAGGACUCAACGUUAAGCUACUUUUCGUGACGGACCGGUCGGCUAGUGAACUGGGAGCCGUUGCAGCGGAGCUGAGCCACAAUGCUGAAAUGUAGAACAGUGUGGAGAAAGCUUGCACCACUAGCUAGAACCUCCUCAACUGUGUGCCGGCAGAAUGCGAGGAGAGCAGGGUUAAACAAUGGCAGACUACCAGCAUGUGUACCUGCAGGUCACAUGUCCACAGCGCCUGCAGGGGGAGGUAGAGAAAACCAGCUGUACGUUCUUCUGGUCGGAGCAACCUGCGUUGGCGGUGCAAUAUAUGCAUACCAAACUGUCAAGGGAGACAGCCAAAGAUAUCAGGACCGCAUUGAUGAAAUUUCAUCCAGACCACUAAAAUCAUUCACAGAAGAACCAGCCACACCCAUCCAGUCAGAGCCUCCUGCAGCCGUCCCUGAAGCAGCACCGUCACCAGAAGAGCCAAGUCCUCCGGCCCCCGGUGCUGAAGUACUGGCCCCCAUUAAAACAGCUGAUCCUGCCCCAGAACCUCCAGCAGCAGAGCCGGCUGAACCUCAACCGGACGUUGUGGCAGAGGCAGAUGAGCCAGUCAUAGACGCAUCCCCAGAGGAGGCAGCAGAACCACCUGUAGUUGAGCCGGAACCAUCGCCCUCCUCUGAGCCGACCACGGCUGAGCUCACAGAGCCUCUUGCAGAGAGCGAACCUCCAGCAGCAGAAAGCGCCGCCGCGGAGCCCACCGAACCUCAACUGGAAGUUGUGGCAGAGAGUGGAGAUGAAUCCCCCGCCUCUCACAAGGUCUCCUCACACACGCCCUACCUCCUCAUCGGUGGAGGCACCGCCUCUUUCGCUGCUGCCCGGUCCAUUCGAGCCAGGGACCCCGGUGCCAGGGUAUUGAUAGUGACCGAUGAGCAAGUCCCGCCAUACAUGAGGCCCCCACUUUCUAAGGAACUGUGGUUCUCAGAUGAUCCCAGUGUGACAGAAACUCUGCGUUUCAAACAGUGGAACGGAAAGGAAAGAAGUAUCUACUUCCAGCCACCAUCAUUCUACAUAAAUGCAGAGGAAUUGCAAAGUGCAGAAAAUGGUGGAGUGGCAGUUCUCACUGGCAAAAAGGUGGUUCACAUGGAUGUGAGAGGAAACAAAAUAAAACUCGACGAUGACACUGAGAUUUCAUAUGACAAGUGUUUGAUUGCUACAGGUGGUGUGCCGAGAAAUCUUCAGGUCAUUGAAAGAGCAGGAGAGGAGGUGAUGAAGAGGACGACGUUGUUCCGCAAGGUCGAGGACUUCAAAUCAUUGGAUAAGGUCUCCAGAAACGUCAAGUCCAUCACGAUCAUUGGUGGCGGCUUCUUGGGCAGCGAGCUGGCCUGUGCCCUCGGCAGGAGAUCAACUGAGAGUGACCUUGAGGUGAUACAGAUGUACCCUGAGAAGGGCAACAUGGGAAAAGUGUUGCCUGAGUACUUAAGCAACUGGACAACAGAAAAAGUCAAGAAAGAGGGUGUGAAAAUCAUCUCCGAAGCUUUGGUCAAAUCUGUGGUCAGCAAAGAUGAUAAAUUAGAAAUCCAACUGAAGGACGGUCGAUUGGUGAAAACUGACCACAUCGUUGCAGCUGUUGGCCUAGAGCCCAAUGUUGACCUUGCUAAGUCAGCAGGUCUGGAGGUGGACUCUGACUUUGGGGGCUUUCGAGUCAAUGCAGAGCUGCAAGCUAGAUCCAAUAUCUGGGUGGCAGGAGAUGCUGCGUGUUUCUAUGACAUCAGACUGGGCCGCAGGCGAGUGGAGCACCACGACCACGCCGUUGUGAGUGGGCGACUGGCAGGAGAGAACAUGACCGGAGCCAACAAACCCUACUGGCAUCAGUCCAUGUUCUGGAGCGACCUGGGUCCGGAUGUGGGCUACGAGGCCAUCGGGAUCGUCGACAGCAGCCUGCCGACGGUCGGCGUGUUCGCCAAAGCCACAGCCAAGGAUACGCCCAAAGCUGCAACGGAGGAGUCCGGAACUGGGAUCCGGUCAGAAAGUGAAACCGAGCACACCGCCUCCAGCCCGGUGGCCUCUUCAACGCCAUCUCCCACCGGCGUGCAGCACAAAGACGAGUACGGAAAGGGAGUCAUCUUCUACCUGAGGGACAAGGUGGUGGUGGGCAUCAUCCUGUGGAACGUGUUCAACAGGAUGCCCAUCGCAAGGAAGAUUAUCAAGGACGGAGAGGAACAUGCAGAUCUGAACGAAGUGGCUAAACUCUUCAACAUCCAUGACGAUUAGGAGUCUGGUGGCAGGCACUGAGUGAGGGGGAGCUUCAUGUGGAGACUGAACUUUGGUUGAGUCUUUAAGACAACUGAUCAUACAAAGAAAACAGGAGGAUUCAUGUAAAUGUCUGAGAUAUUUUCAUAUUUGGAUUACGUAUCUGCUGCACCUGUUUGUUUUUGUUUUUUUUCUGUUUAGGAAAAAAUGGUCUGAUUUUUGCUCACGUUUUAGAAAAUCAUGCUCGGGAUGUGAUUGUCGUUCUGCUUUUCCACACCAGGCAAAAAAAUGCUCAGCAUGGAUUUUUGUUUUCCUCUGUUGAUCAGUGCAGCUCGUCGAGAGAAGCUGCAAUAAAGGCUAUUUUUAAAUUGGA